AUGUUUUUAUUUUUUCUUUCCCUGAACAGCUGUUAUGAGAAAAAACCUAUAGCUGAAUCAAAUGAUUUAUUUUCAUGCCCAGAUCCCUUGUCUACUAUAAAAGACGAAAUUGCCGGGAAAGAUAAGGAUUAUAUUGUUCAAGACUUGUCUUCUAUUGUUGAUACAGUUGCAAACGAAUUCCAUCUCGAAAGAGAUAGGGUUGAAUUAUUUUUCAGACGCUGCAAACAUUCAUUUCUCUCCAAGCAACUUUUCAACAGGGUUGAUAUGACUCAGCCUGAUAUUAAGGGUGCACACGAGAGGAUCAUGUAA
Molecule: messenger RNA, 309 nt
Organism: Trichomonas vaginalis G3
Lineage: Eukaryota; Parabasalia; Trichomonadida; Trichomonadidae
Exons: 1
Coding region: 1-309 (102 amino acids)
Source: RefSeq, a predicted model, not a curated record